Molecule: messenger RNA, 1086 nt
Organism: Knipowitschia caucasica
Lineage: Eukaryota; Metazoa; Chordata; Actinopteri; Gobiiformes; Gobiidae
Source: the annotation of a GenBank genome assembly
AUGUGUGGUUGGGGUUGGUGUGGGGUAGGUGUUGUGUGUUGUGUGUGUGAUGGUUUAGUGAGUGGAGGGAGAUUGGGUUUAGGGAUGGGGGGUGGGGGUGGUGGGUGGGGGGGGGGGUGGUUGGGUGUGGUGGUGGGGAUGGGGGUGGUUUGGGGGGGGGGGGGGUUGGGUGUGUGGGGGUUGGUGGGGGUUGGUGGGUAUGGGGGGUUGGUGGGGGUGGAUGGUGGGGGGGGUGGGGAGUGGGUGGGGGGGUGGGUGGUACUGGGUUUUUGGUGUUGGUGUAAGUGGAUUUUUUGUAAUACACACACAGUGGGUGGGGAUUUUGUAGGUAUUGUGGUUGUAAUAUUUUGUUGUUUUGUUGGUGUAUGGGGGUGGGGUGGUUGGGGGGGUUGUGUGGGUGGGUGGGGUUGGUGGGGGUUGGGGGUGGGGGGGUGGGUGGGGGGGUGGGGGGGGGGUGGGGGUGGGGGGGUGGGGGGGGGGGGUUGGUAUUGGUGGGGGUGGUGUGUGUGGGGGUGGGGGGGGGGUGGGGGGUGUUGGGUUGGGGGGGGGGGUGGGGGUGGUGUGGUGAGUGGGGGGGUGGGGUUGGUGGGGUGUGUGAGGGUGUGGGGUGGGGGUGGUGGGGGGUGUGAUGUGGUGUGGGGGUGGGUGGGGGUGGUGGGGGGGUGGGGGGGUGGGGGGGGGGGGGUGUGGUUGGGUGGGGUGGGUGUGGGGGUGGGGGGUGGGGGGUGGUUGUGGGGGGGGGGUUGGGGGGGUUGUGGGGGGGUGUGGGGGGGGUGGGGGGGGGUGUGGGGGGGUGUGGGGGGGGGUGUGGGGGGUGGUGGGGGGGGUGGGGGGGUGUGGGGGGGGUGUGGGGGGUGUGGGGGGGUGGUGGGGGGUGUGUGGGGGUGGUGGGGGGGGUGUGGGGGUGUUGGGGGUGGGUGGGUGGGUUGGGGGGUGGUGGGGGGGGUGGGUGGGGGGGUGGGUGGGGGGGGUUUGUGGGGGGGGGGUUGGGUGGGGUUGGGUGGUGGGGGUGGUGGUGGUGUGGGUUUGUUUGGGUUUGGGGUGGGGGGUUUGUUGGGGGUUGUGUUUGUAUGUUGGUGUGUGUAA